This is a messenger RNA of Thalassophryne amazonica, 1480 nucleotides long. RefSeq names its product tetraspanin 35 (gene tspan34b). The transcript is spliced from 8 exons. NCBI's taxonomy places the organism in Eukaryota, Metazoa, Chordata, Actinopteri, Batrachoidiformes, Batrachoididae. Gene Ontology annotation, cellular component: membrane. The record is from RefSeq and is a predicted model, not a curated record. Bases 280 to 1023 code for a protein of 247 amino acids.
AUUUAUGAUCAAGGCUGCUUGAAAUAAAGGCAGAUAGCUGAUAAUCAAAUGUGCGUUUCCACAUAGUACACAAAAGUGUGAGCCACAGGGAGUGGCAUAGAGGAUCCAGUGUAUUGUAGGCCAUAUUCAGAGGACAGAGGAAUAGGACACCGCUGUUACUCCUGUUCUCUCACAUCAAGGACAACAGCUUGCAUCACCAAAGUAACAGGUGAGAUUAUCUACAACACCGACGACAGGUCAGAUCUUGCUUCCUGAAAGGUUUAACAAUCUGCAGCAAAAAUGGGGUGCUUUGGAUUCCUCAAAGUCAUUAUGUUUAUUUUCAAUGGAGUUAUCUUUCUGGCAGGUGCCGCCAUCCUUGCAGUUGGGAUUUGGGUGAAGGUGGACAGUGGCUCCAUUCUCAGUUUCCUUGGAAAAAUUGAUGGUGCACCUGCAGGGGUCACUCAGGUGCUCAAUGUAGGCUACCUGCUGAUUGCAGUAGGAGCAGUUCUGCUUGUCAUUGGAUUUCUCGGCUGUUGGGGAGCCGCCAGAGAGAGCAGGUGUAUGCUGCUUCUGUUUUUCACCAUAGUCCUGCUGGUGUUCAUAGCAGAGAUUGCUGGAGCUAUAGUCAUCUUGGUUUUCAAACCGUUGGUAAAAGAUUUGACUGACAAACUGGGCACCAGUGCAGUUCAGAGCAUCAAGGCAGACUAUGGGAAAGGCAAUGAUGUCACAGGACUGUGGAACAUUACAAUGAUGACGUUAACUUGCUGUGGAUUCAACAACUACACAGACUUCAGUGACUCUCCAUACUACAAAAACAACAACAAUGAAUUCCCACCACAGUGCUGCUCAGGUUCUAAAAAUUCUUGUAAUUCUACAAUGGCUGAAACCACGGGAGUGUCUGGAUGCUUCUCAAAGCUACAGAAGCUCAUUAAUAACAACAUAGUGAUUAUUGCUGCAGUAGCGCUGGGAAUUGCAGCUUUGGAGAUAUCCGCCAUGGUUGUCUCCAUGAUCCUUUACUGCAAAAUAGGAUCAAAGAUGGGCUAAAAGUCAGUUGGAGAGGGCUUUAGAAGGGUUUUUAUUCAUCACUGGAACCUUCCUAGUACUGUACCUUUACUGCGUCUGGAGGACUGAAGAAGCACACCAUUACCUAAAUACAGACAGCAUAUAGCAGUCCUUCUGUAAUCACAAUUAUUGAUUUCCAUAAUAAAUUAUGAAUCUUGGUUGCUAACUCUCACAAACAAACCACACCACUUUAUAAAAAAGGAUCCACAUUGUCACUAUUUCACAAGAGGAACUCUUGGAACAUAUUUAAUAACUUACUUCAUGAUCAUUGGUUUUAGCACAAUAAUGGAACAUAGAUGGAUCAAUGUGUAAUGUAGGAAUGAAUAUGAAUGUUGAUGCCAUGAUGCAGCUUGCACAAUAGCAACAAAGACUAUACUGUACAUUAAUGCAUGUUGUAUAAGAUUAACUUUAAAAAUAAUAAAAUUCAUGUAUUUAUCAA